Molecule: messenger RNA, 1387 nt
Organism: Brachypodium distachyon (stiff brome)
Lineage: Eukaryota; Viridiplantae; Streptophyta; Magnoliopsida; Poales; Poaceae
Product: CBBY-like protein
Exons: 8
Coding region: 77-1039 (320 amino acids)
Molecular function (GO): hydrolase activity
Source: RefSeq, a predicted model, not a curated record
UUGGCAAUCAAAUCCCAGCCCGGGAUCGCCAGCCACAAGGCGUGCUAUCCACAUCGUUUCCCGCCCAAAAACCACCAUGGCCACCGCCCCCCUCGCCGCCUCCCUCCCGGCGAGAACCUUCUCCAGCGCCCGCCCCGUCCCAUGUACCGCCUCCUCCCAGUGCCUCGCAAUAAGGAUAGGACGGAGCAGGCCGGCGUCUUGUUCUGCCCGCGUCUACCUCUCCACCGGGAGAGGGCGGCGAGCACAGGCUGCUGCUCGCGCCUCCUCCGCUGCGGGCGCGGUGGGAGCACCGGCCGACACCUUCCCGGCGGCGCUGCUGUUUGACUGCGACGGCGUGCUGGUGGACACGGAGAAGGACGGCCACCGCAUUUCCUUCAACGAGACAUUCGCCGAGAGGGAAUUAGGUGUGAGCUGGGAUGUUGAAUUAUAUGGAGAGUUGUUAAAGAUAGGUGGUGGAAAGGAAAGGAUGACAGCAUAUUUCAACAAGACAGGGUGGCCAGCUAAAGCGCCAAAAACUGACGAAGAAAGAAAGGAGUUUGUUGCUUCUCUUCACAAGAGGAAAACAGAGUUGUUCAUGGCCCUAAUCGAGAAGAAGCUCCUUCCUCUCCGUCCAGGUGUUCAAAGGUUAAUCGAUGAAGCUCUAGGAAAAGGGGUGAAAGUUGCAGUAUGCAGUACUUCAAAUGAGAAAGCUGUUUCAGCAAUAGUAUCAUGCUUACUGGGGUCUGAUCGAGCGGAGAAUAUUACUAUAUUUGCUGGGGAUGUGGUUCCUCGCAAAAAACCUGAUCCAGCAAUCUACUUGCUAGCAGCAAGUACACUUGAAGUUGAUCCAUCUAGCUGUGUUGUUGUUGAAGACAGUAACAUAGGGCUUUCAGCAGCAAAAGCUGCUGGUAUGAAGUGUAUUGUAACAAAAAGCGGGUACACAUCAGAAGAAGACUUUGUCUCAGCGGACGCCGUGUUCGAUUGCAUCGGUGACCCUCCGGAGGCACGCUUCGAUUUGGGAUUCUGCGCCAAGCUACUCGAGAAACAGUUCGUAAGCUGAGGAGGCACAUAUAUAUAUCCAAGUCUACCAGCCAGCCUCGUACAUAAUAUCUCUUUUCUUCCAAAAAGGAGGUUAAGUCCCGGCCUAAGCAUCGGUCUGUACACACGGUCAUACAUAAUAUCUUGUACACAAGUUUGAGAAGGGUGGUAUAAAAUGGUUUGAAAUAUAAAGGAACACCAUUAUUUUAUAGAAAGAAACGGUCGGCAUUCAGCUGACACUUGCAAUUUGCAAAGUGUCCUCUUGAGGAUUCAUAAACCGCCCUAUAAACUCCCUAGCAUCUGCCAUUUUCCCUGCUGUAUAAUCUUAACACGACAUUUAUGAAAUACUCUUUCUCCUUUUGUAAUGUCA